CCCUUAUUGGGUGCUUUCAAUCCUAUGGAUCAAUGCACUUUUUACUCUGGACUUUGCCCCUGUCUUUUAUGAGGAAGUCUUGGGAGUAUUUGUUCAGAGUUCCGCAAUAGAAACCAUAGGCCUGUAAUAUGAAUGGUAUCUGCUUUGAAGUAGAAGAGACAAAUAUAUUUAUCCAUAAAUAACACAGAAAAUACAUUGCCGGACACAACAGGUGUGUGACCCAGGGGUUCCAGGAUGUACAGGAGUAACAGUCCCUAUGGCUUGGACUCUAGCAGUUACGCAGGAUCUGUCCAGUCCAUCCAGUCCAAUGGCUAUUCAGUGGAUGAUCGGUCAUCACAGAUAUCAAAUCUGUCCAGACCAAGUGCCAAGUCAAUAUACAUGCAGAGGAAGGAGUAUGCGGACUCUAUCACCAAGAUGAUGGACAAAUUCCAGUACAGAGUAGAGCAUCUGUUUACCUGUGACCUGGAUGGUAGGGAGGUGCGUGAUGUGAAUGACUGUGUUGAGAGGCUAAAGCUGCUGGAUGGGAUGGGCCGGGUGUGGGGGCAGGACAUGGUCCUGGAGGUGCGGGAUGGGAACCUGCUGCUAACAGACAUCGAGACUAAGGAGGAGCUGGAGUCCCUGGCUCUGAGCAGCAUCGUGGAGCUGAAGGCUGUGAUGGACAGCUGUGUGUACAACUCCCUGCUGACCGCGACCGUCAAGGACCACAGCAAGAGGACCACCAGUGUCUUCAUGUUCCAGUGUGAGGACCUCAGGGCUGAUUUCAUAAAACGGGACCUAGAGAGAGUGUUCCCUCACCAGAGAGAUGACGUUAGCAAUCACAGCAACAACAGGGGCAAUCUGGAAAUUAUGGCUGGCCAUCAAAUUGUUAGGAAUCUUCAGAACGCUGGCCCACCCCCUGAGCAGAGAGAAUGGACUCCUCCCGAAGAUCCUUCAGCUCAAUGGUGCGCUCCGGACUAUGAUGAAAAUCCUACACCUGUACCUACACCUACACAGCCCAUGCCCAGAGAAGAGCCCCCUCCUCCCAGGAAGGAAACCCCAGUUCAGCCCCUCUUUAUGGAGGACGAGCCUGAGCCAGCCCUUGUCUUUCCUCCACGCCCAUACACAGAGACUGAUAGGAACGUGGACAUUGUGAAUCAUAUUUUCAAUGACAUUGAGAUCUUUAUGGGCCAAGUUGCUGCUGCUGCAGCCAAAGCCGAGAAGAAAAUAAAGAAAAAGAAGAAGAAGAAGAAUAAAGGCAUUAAAGGCAUGCCACCAGCAGAGGAAUUUGAAACCUGUCUCCAGAAAAUCAAAUGUGGGUUCAAUCUUCUGGGGGAGCUCAAUGGAAAGAUUAGUAAUCCCAGUGCUCCGGAAUUCAUCCACUGCCUCUUCUCCACCCUGGCAUUUGUGGUGUCCCACUGCUCUGAGGAGCUGCCCCCCACCAUCGUGGCACCCCUGCUGGAGCCUGAGUGUAUCCGUCUGCUGAGUGAGGAGGCCACUCCUGAGGAGGACCAGCUGUGGCAGUCACUGGGAGACGCCUGGAACAUCCCCAGUACAAAAUGGCCCGAGGAUGAUGAGGACAUCCCUACCUACACUCUGGAGUUCUAUGAUGGUUGGAAGCCCCUGGAGGUGACCCACUCUCUCCCAGGGAGAGAGCCUGAGAGAAGGCAGCAGAGUCAGAAUCAGAGUCCGCGCUCCACCCCUGAAAAGAGGUCGGACCCAUUGAAGCCUCCACCAUCACGUCCAGAUGAGCCAAACCCCAGUUACAUGCGUGUGAUGUAUGACUUCACUGCAAGGAACAACAGAGAGCUGAGCAUCUCCAAGGGAGAGGUGGUUCAGCUACUGGACAUGUCAAAGAAAUGGUGGCGAGUAAGGAGCGACAGAGGGGAGGAGGGCUUUGUACCCAACAAUUCACUGGAGUCACAGGACAAGGAGCAGGAAAAGCAGGAAACCAGUGGUCCUCCCUCCCUAACCAAGAGGUCCAAGCCUGACCAAGUGAAGGCCUGGCUGGAGUACAAGGGCUUCAGUAAAAUCACGGUGCGCUGUCUGGGUGUGCUGAGUGGCUCUAUGCUCCUGGGGAUGACGAGAGAGGAGCUGAAGAUAGUGUGUCCUGAGGAGGGGGGGCGGGUCUUCUUUCAGCUCCAGAACAUCAAGUCUGCCAUGGCUCUUGCCAGUGAGGUAACGCCCAUAGAGCCUUAGGAGGGGAGGACCAGAGAGUCACAAAUGAGUCGGGACUUUAAGUUUCAUCCCGUUCCGCUGUGCAAUAGAAAAAAUACUAAUUAUAACUACUGAAAACACUGAGUAAGCUGAGUUUAGUUAGAAGUAUGUAGGGUGGAAGUAUCAAAGCUCUAUACUUUUUAGUUCCAUUUAGUAAUCCAAUAUUUAAAGAAAGAGGCUCUCUAUAUAUUUAUAUAUAUAUAUAUUCUGUGUCAACCGUUAACUUUAAUAAUAUAUUUUACCAUAUGUAUUCUAUAAAACCAGUGUUGAUGCCACUUGAUUCUAUGAUUGAUCUUGAGGAGUUCAUUAAAAGUCACCAUUUGUAGAAAUUAAUGUUUUUAAGUGUUACAAUACUUUUUCUGUAUAGUAUCUUGUUGUUGAUGUAUCUGACAUGUAAUCAAUUGAUACAUAUUUUAUUUUGGUAGGGCUAUGUAUGGACACUUCAAUGAGUAAAUCACAUUAUAUAAAAUCAA
Molecule: messenger RNA, 2666 nt
Organism: Coregonus clupeaformis (lake whitefish)
Lineage: Eukaryota; Metazoa; Chordata; Actinopteri; Salmoniformes; Salmonidae
Product: epidermal growth factor receptor kinase substrate 8-like protein 3
Exons: 20
Coding region: 235-2175 (646 amino acids)
Biological process (GO): regulation of Rho protein signal transduction; Rho protein signal transduction; positive regulation of ruffle assembly
Cellular component (GO): ruffle membrane; vesicle; plasma membrane
Molecular function (GO): actin binding
Source: RefSeq, a predicted model, not a curated record